This is a messenger RNA of Eruca vesicaria subsp. sativa (arugula), 3469 nucleotides long. The record is from the annotation of a GenBank genome assembly. Lineage: Eukaryota; Viridiplantae; Streptophyta; Magnoliopsida; Brassicales; Brassicaceae.
AUGGAGGGGAAGGUGUUCUUGAGAAAAUACUUGAUAUGGGUGAUACUACUGUUGGGGCAGCUACAUGGAUACAAAAGCUGUGUUGAAAAUGAAAGGAAGGCUUUGUUGGAGCUCAAGAAAUACUUAAUCUCAAUCUCCAUAGAAGGGGAUCCCGACUAUGUUCUGCCUACUUGGUCUAAAGACACACAAAGCGAUUGCUGCAGUUGGGAGGGAGUUAAGUGCAAUCUUACAAGCACACGGGUCACCGAGAUUGCCUUUGAAGCACUGUCCCUCAAAUAUAGUUCUCUCCUAAAUCUUUCUUUGCUACAUCCCUUUGAAGAUGUUCGUUGUCUGAACUUACCCAGGAACGGAUUCUAUGGCUUGUUUGAUGAUGUUGAAGGUUAUAAAAGCCUAGGGAGAUUAAGAAACUUGGAGAUUCUGGAUCUCUCUUUAAAUUAUUUCAACAAUAGCAUAUUUCCCUUUCUUAAUGCCGCUACAUCACUUACAACUCUCUCUCUUCGGUCUAAUUACUACUUGAAUGGCCCUUUUCCUGCUAAAGAACUUAAAGAUUUGACAAACUUGGAAUUGCUGGACCUGAGUCAAAACAGAUUUAAUGGAUCCCUAGAAGUACAAGGCUAUAAAACCUUAGGUAGAUUAAAAAACUUGGAGAUUUUGGAUCUCUCUGGAAAUGCACUCAACAAUAGCAUAUUUCCUUUUAUAAAUUCUGCUACAUCACUCAAGACUCUGUUUCUUAGGUCCAACUACAUGGAUGGCCCUUUUCCACCUGAAGAACUUAAAGAUUUGGCAAACUUGGAACUGCUGGACCUGAGUGAAAACAAAUUUAAUGGCUCCAUACCAAUACAAGUGUUACCUGCCAUGAGAAAUCUGAAAGCUUUGGAUCUAAGUGGUAAUGAAUUUUCUGCAUCAAAUAGAUUGCAAGGCAAGUCUAAACAUAUCCUUGCUAAUUGCAUCAAAAUUGGGAUUUGCGAAAUGAAGAAUAUGCAAGAGCUUGAUCUCAGUCGAAACAAACUUGUAGGUCAGUUUCCUUUAUGCUUAACUGGCUUGACUGGUCUUCGAGUUCUUGAUCUAUCAUCAAACACUUUGACUGGGAAAUUGCCAUCUGCUCUCACAAGCCUUAGAUCCCUCAAGUACUUAUCGUUGCUAGAUAACAACUUUGAAGGCUUCUUUUCACUUGGUUUGCUUGCCAACCUAUCAGAGCUGAGGGUUUUCAAACUUAAUUCAAGGUCCAAAUCACUUCAAAUAGAGUCUGAAGGCUUUUGGAAGCCAAAAUUUCAACUGAGAGUUGUUGAACUACCAUCUUGCAACUUGGUGAAGGUUCCUUAUUUUCUCAUAUACCAAAAGGAUUUGAGUCGCAUUGAUCUUUCUGACAAUAAAAUAUUUGGAGGUUUUCCUCAUUGGCUAUUGGUAAACAAUACAAAACUCGAAGUUUUGUUUCUACAAAAUAAUUCGGUUACAAGCUUUCAGCUACAAGAAUCUGCUCAUAAUCUGCGUAUCCUGGAUGUGUCAGCCAAUGAAUUCAAUCAUAUGCUUCCUGAGAAUAUUGGGUUGGUACUUCCUCAUUUACAGUACAUGAGGCUAACUGAUAACGGUUUUCAAGGACGUCUGCCAUCUUCUCUGGGUAACAUGAAAGAGAUUGAAUAUCUGGAUAUAUCUCACAACAACUUCCAUGGGACGCUGCCAAGAAGUUUUGUUUUUGGUUGUCAUUCCUUGAGAAUCUUGACGCUGUCACACAACAAACUAAGUGGAGAGGUGUUUCCAGAAUCAGUCAACUUCACUAAUAUGUGGGAGCUGUCUAUGGAUAACAAUCUGUUUACAGGAAAGAUUGGUCAAGGUUUGCGGAACUUUGAAAGCUUGCAUGUACUUGACAUUUCGAACAACAGACUCACAGGUGUUAUUCCAAGCUGGAUUGGUGAACUUUCAUACUUAAACGUAAUACUACUUUCAAACAACUCAUUGGAAGGUGAAAUACCUAUUUCUUUGUUCAACAUAUCUUAUCUUCAUCUGUUGGACCUUUCCGCCAAUAUCUUAUCUGGUGGCAUACCUCCGUAUGUCAAUUCAGCGUUGAUGAUGGUAGUAUUACUUCUUAAAGAUAAUAAAUUAUCAGGGGUUAUUCCAGACACAUUGCUGGUGAAUGUCUCCAUACUUAAUCUGAGAAAUAACAGAUUGUUUGGGAAUAUUCCUGAGUUCACCAACACCCAAAACAUACAUUCUCUUCUUCUUCGGGGGAAUAACUUAACAGGGAGUAUUCCUCGCCAGUUGUGUGGCCUAAGAAACAUCCAACUUCUUGAUCUUGCCAACAACAGGCUGAAUGGAUCCAUACCUUCAUGCUUCAGCAAUACAUCAUUUGCUUUUGGGAAUGUGAAUAUUUUAUAUUAUUACAGCACCGUGACCAGGUCUGGUCUUUCGUUCAGUGGCUUUUCUCAACAAAAAGACUUCCGUGUUGACACAGAUUUUGGCUAUAUAUAUUUCAAAUCUUCUAUUGUGCUGGAUCCUUUUAGUAUGGGAUACAGUUCAGACACCCAGAUUAAAAUUGAAUUUGCAACAAAACAUCGAUACGAUCCUUACAUAGGGGGAAAUCUUAAAUUAUUGUAUGGAAUGGAUCUCUCAGGAAAUGAAUUGAGUGGUGAUAUCACAACAGAUCUUGGAGGACUUCUGGAACUACAAGCUCUUAAUCUUUCUCACAACAACUUAUCAGGAUUGAUACCACAAAGCUUUUCAGGUCUGAAGAAUGUGGAAAGCCUUGAUCUCUCUUUCAACAGGUUACAAGGCCGGAUCCCAUCACAGCUAACGGAGCUGAGCAGCCUAGCUGUUUUCAAUGUCUCAUUCAACAAUUUAUCUGGAGUCAUUCCACAAGGAAAACAGUUUAACACCUUUGGUAAACCAAGCUACUUAGGCAAUUCUCUUCUUUGUGGGUUAUCAAUCUCAAGCUGUGACAUCAAUACCUUUCAAGAACAAGAUAGUGGAGUGGAAGCUGAUACGUCUGUAGUCGACAUGGUAUCUUUCUACUGGAGUUUAGCUGGAGCUUAUGUGACUAUACUUGUUGGAUUACUCUCAUCUCUCUCUUUUGACUCUCCUUGGAGAAGAUUUUGGUUCAGCAUCGUUGACGCUUUCAUCCACAAGGCGAAGAGUUUGUUGUGCUGUAUUGAAAAAGAAAGGAAGGCUUUGUUGGAUCUCAAGAAUUACAUAAUCUCUCUUACUGUUAAAGAGGGUUCCGACUAUGGUGUUCCUACCUGGAGUUACGAAGCAAAUAACGAUUGCUGCCGUUGGGAAGGAGUUAAGUGCAAUCGUACCAGCAAACGGGUGGCCGAGAUUGUCUUUAGAACACUCUACCUCAAAGAGAAUUCUCUCUUAAAUCUUUGUUUGUUGCAUUCCUUCGAAGAUGUUCGUAGUCUUUCUUUCCAUGGAGACAACUACGACCAUUUCAAUGGCAUGUACAACCAUUUCAAUGGUAUGUUUGAUGAUGUUGAAG